AUGUGGAACGACUGGUCCCUUGUUGAGUUUCUUGAGACUAAGAAAAGUCAAAUCCUGAAUAUUCUCAAGAUUCGUGGAAAAAGAUUUGCUAAAGAAAUUGAUGAUGUGGCUCAACGAGAUAUAAAGAAAGUGAAACUUGGAAAUGAUGAUGAAGAUAUUAACACACCUUCAAGAAUUAAAUUUGAAACUCAAUUAGAUUUAUUUUUGACUUCUCAUAAACUGAUCCUUACAUCAUAUAAGUUUGGUAUUAUAUUGUCUAAAGUUAUUUCUGGGUUUAAAUCCCUUAAAAAUACUCUUAAUAUAAGAUAUUCUGAGAUAGUAAACGAGAUCAAAACUCAUGAGAAAGAACAGAGGAUAUUAACUAGUCUAGGAAUAACUCUUAAGACUAUUACGAUGUACUGGAUUGAAAAGGAAAUUAUGUCAACAAAGGUAACAGAAUUCGUAGAUGAUCCAAUUUGUGAGCCAGUAUCUAAGAAAGCUGAUGCACUGGUCACAGACCUUAUAUAUAAUAUAGAUGUAAUGAAUAUGGAAUCAUCAGGAGGUCCAUUUCAACAAGAUAGAAAACAUACUUUCAAAGAUUCAGAAAUAUCUCUAAUACUGGAGUAG
Molecule: messenger RNA, 606 nt
Organism: Funneliformis mosseae
Lineage: Eukaryota; Fungi; Glomeromycota; Glomeromycetes; Glomerales; Glomeraceae
Source: the annotation of a GenBank genome assembly